This is a messenger RNA of Salvia hispanica, 2859 nucleotides long. Lineage: Eukaryota; Viridiplantae; Streptophyta; Magnoliopsida; Lamiales; Lamiaceae. The record is from RefSeq and is a predicted model, not a curated record.
GAAGCUCUGGAAUCCCUGCAACAAACCUUACGCGGCGAUUAUCUCAUCGCUCCUCCUGUUAAAUACCAAAUUGUAUCCAUCCACGACAAAGCUGUUAUCUUGCAAUUGAAUCUCAAUCAUUUUCCAGAAAAAGAAACAAUGUCAGAUGUAGCAGAUACAGAAAAAGAGAUUAUUCAAUCUGUUUUCUCCCUAGAAAAUCUAUCAAUUUGUGGAUCCAUAACUGCCCGGCUUUCAGAUCAGUUGGGGAAACUGGAAGAGAAUCAGAAGAGGUAGAUUCGAGUGAUUCACAUGUUUCGGCUGGUUUUGAUGAUUAUUUGAAUGAUUCUGCUGCUGUUGAAUUAGCAGAGGAAGAUCCGAGUGAUUCAUCAUCAAUAUCUCCACCCACGACCAAUCAUGAUGUGGUUGCUGGUUUUGAUGAAGAUAUACGAAAGUUGAUGAACAGAAUAACUGACUAUUCAUCCUCUUCCUACCUACAAAUCCUCCCUAUUGUCGGAAUGGGAGGCAUUGGUAAGUCCACACUUGCUACACAUAUUUAUAAUCAUCCAGUGGUGAUGAAGCGUUUUGAUAUUCGAGCUUAGGUCACACUAUCACAAGAUUAUAGUGUUGAAAGUAUUCUCUCACAAUUACUAGCUUCGCUCAAAGGAAAAGUGGAUGAAGAUGGAAAGGACUCAUUGAUAGUAAUCGAAGCAGAUAAGCUCGAAAUUUACAAAAUCUUAUCGGGGAGGAAGUAUCUCAUAGUAAUAGACGACAUUUGGAGUGUGGAAGCUUGGGAUCAUGUGCUGAGGCUGUUUCCAGACAAUAAUAAUGGAAGUUGGAUCAUAUUAACCACAAGGCUAAUGGAUGUGGGCCAUGUGGCAACUUAUGCUGCCAUUUCGUGGAACAUUCAUAUUAUGCGCUUCUUGGAUGACGAACAAAGUUGGCAUUUGUUCCAACACAAUGUUUUUGGAGAUCAUGAUUGUCCUCUUGAGCUACAAUGUGUUGGGGAAAAACUUGUAAAAGGAUGUGGAGGACUGCCCCUCUCAAUUGUUACUAUGGCAGGACUUUUAUCCAGGAUUCCUAGAGCUCCCAAGUUGUGGCAGCAAAUUGAAGUAAAUGAUGAGCAGUUGGUAUCAAUAUUAUCAUUGAGUUACAACCACUUGCCUCCACACUUGAGGAAGUGUUUCUUGUAUAUGGCUGGCUUUCCUCAAGUGUAUGACAUCCGUGCCUCUGAACUCAUCAAACUUUGGGUUGCUGAGGGGUUUUUGGAAUGUCGAAAUGAAUCUAAAAGCAUAGAAAUGGCGGCGGAGGACUGCUUGGAGGAUCUGAUCAAGCAAAGUCUAGUAUUGAUCAGUAGCCGGAAAAGUGAUGGCAAAAUCAAAAGUUGCAGGCUGCAUAGUAUGGUGUGGGACUUUUGUGUGAGACAGGCUGGCAAAGAGAAGUUCCUUCUUUCUGUUACGGACUACCUCCCUACUCCUAUCUUAAGAAAACAUUUUCUUCCACUAGUCCUCCACAAUCAUCCACGCAUAAGUGUUAGUUGGCAUGAUCUACGUCUUAGAGAAUCUACACAUAGCUCAUGUACCACUUCUAUCAUAUGCAUCCCACAAAGAGGGUAUAGGCCCAAAGCCUCUGUAGAAAACUUUACUUCACUUGGGGUCCUUCAUGUUUUAAGUAGAAAUGAUCGUUCAUAUUGGGCGCUAGGUCAAGUGUUUAAAUUGAUUUAUCUCACUUACCUUGCUUUCUAUAUUCCUGAUGAUAUUGUUCCUGCGGCUAUAGCAAAGCUUCAGAAUCUGCAAACUCUAAUUAUUUAUAGAUCUAAUGUUCAUUUGCCUGUGGAGAUUUGGAGCCUGAGGCAGUUGAGAAAUCUUAUUGCCUUCUCUUUUUGUCCUUUACUCCUUCCUGAAGGAGAAACUCUUCCUCUAGAAAACUUACACACACUUUACAUGGCAACAAACUUUGCAUGUAGUGGAUGGAUGGUGGGAAUGCUCCCAAACAUUAAAAAGUUGGGAAUAUGCUACUCUGAAGUGAAGUUUGGUGUAGAUUACCAUCUUGGCAACCUUAUACAUUUGUUUAAACUUGAGAAGCUGAAGUUGAAUAUGCAUAAUUCAUAUGUGCCACGUCUGAAUCCUAUUUUUUCUCUGUCACUAAAGAAGUUGGAACUGAGUGGCGGGUGGAUUUAUUGGAGAGAUAUGGCGAUUGUUGGUUCGUUGCCAAAUCUUCAAGUGUUGAAACUAAAGAACUAUGCUUGCUAUGGGGAACACUGGGGUACCUUUGACAAGGAAUUUGGCAAAAAAAAUACAAGAGGAACGCCAGGACUGGGUAAGAGAAGACCUAAAAGUUGUUGUGAAGCGUUUUUGAUACUCAUUCAAACUUGUUUGUGUGCUUCACAUCAGGUAAAGUUUUCAUAAAAGUUGCAAGGUUUUACAUUGUGUUUAGCAACCAUACUGUAUUGAGCAGUGACGGAACAAGAAAUUUAACCAAGCUGGGACUGAAAUUAAAAAAUAUACUCUCUCCGUCUCUCUGUAAUAGAAGCAUUUCUUUUUGGCACGAGAUUUAAAAAAAAUUAUAGAGAGAUGAAGAGAGAAUAAAAUACUUUUUUGCCGAAAAAGGAAAUUACUUAGCUACAGUGGAACAAACCAAAAAGUAAUACGACUUAGUUACAGAGAGAUGGAGGGAGUAUCACAAAAAAUGGAGUAUGGAAUUUUACAUGUAAUAUAUGCACAAUUUUUACCAAACACUUAUGAUAGUGGUUUUGGACGAGUAGACAUGUAUCGCCGAAGAGGUAUCAUUUUCAUUUUUUGUUUGAAAUUUCUCUUCUAAUGUGUAUACAAGAUAUCAGCCAUCCAUUUGUAUCUCAUUUUAUUUUGCUAAUUUAUAGUAUUA